Molecule: messenger RNA, 2033 nt
Organism: Argiope bruennichi
Lineage: Eukaryota; Metazoa; Arthropoda; Arachnida; Araneae; Araneidae
Product: protein MEMO1-like
Exons: 9
Coding region: 200-1096 (298 amino acids)
Source: RefSeq, a predicted model, not a curated record
UGGUUGAUACAACUCCACUCGACGUUUUCUUGAAGUUGUUUUGCUGGUUGUAAAUCGAAAAGUUUCCUUUGUUCUUGUUUCGGGAAUGAAUCGUUUUGGGUGAAGAUUAAAGGCCGUUCAACUAUUAAUUCCUUUAAAAAAUAAAACGAAUUUUUUACUGCGUAUUCCUAGUUUUUUGUUAAAAAGUUGUGGGUUUACUAUGUCUUCACAAACGUCUGUCAGAAGAGCAACUCACGCUGGUAGUUGGUAUGUUAGUUCUGCUAAAGACUUAAGUAACCAACUUGAAAAUUGGCUGAAUGUUGCAGGAGAGCCCAAUCAUUGCCCAGCUCGAGCUAUUAUAGCCCCGCAUGCAGGUUAUCAAUAUUGUGGUGCUUGUGCUGCUUAUGCAUAUAAACAAGUUGAUCCUACGAUUGUGAAACGUGUUUUCAUCUUGGGACCUUCUCACCAUGUUCGCUUAAGUGGCUGUGCCUUGUCUCCAGUUCGAACUUAUCGCACACCAUUUGGAGAUUUAUCCAUUGAUGAACAAAUUUAUGAAGAAUUAUACACCACUGGUCAUUUUGAAGAAAUGAGCCUCCUAACUGAUGAAGAUGAGCAUAGCAUUGAGAUGCAUCUUCCAUUUAUUGCUAAAGUGAUGGAAAAUCAGUCUUUCACCAUUGUGCCUGUUAUGGUUGGUUCCCUAACAACUGAAAGGGAAAGUGUCUAUGGCAAAAUUUUCAGCCGUUAUCUAGCUGAUCCUAGCAAUUUGUUUGUCAUAUCAUCUGAUUUUUGUCAUUGGGGUGCUCAGUUUCGUUAUCAAUACUAUGACAAAUCAUGGGGUCAAAUUUAUCAGUCUGUUCAAAAAUUGGAUGAAAUGGGAAUGAAUAUCAUUGAAGAAAUGUCUCCUACUGGCUUUACUUCAUACUUAAAAAAGUAUGGUAAUACAAUAUGUGGUCGUCAUCCAAUUGGCGUGCUCUUAAAUGCUGUAGCAUCGCUGCAACAACAAGGAAAUGGAAUCAAACCUUCCUUGAAAUUCCUCAAAUAUGCGCAAUCGAGCAAGUGCCUAAACAAUUACGAUUCUUCAGUGAGCUAUGCUGCAGCUUCUCUCGUUAUUGCUUGAUAGUAGCUGUCCAUUUAGGUUAGACUAAAUAAAAUUUGUACAAGAGCCAUUUUAUUUAAUAGCUGUUUUUGGCUAACUUUGCAAUACAAAAUCAAGAAUUUGGUACUACACAUGGGCAUAUUCAUCUUGAUCAACAGUUGUUUAAUUGCACUAAGAUUUAUUUUGACAUUUUUUAUACAAUUUUUUUCUAUCAGUGACAUCAUUAUAGUGAGACUAAUUGUCAAAUGAAUUGAAAUAACAUAAAUGCAGUUGUUUAAAAAUUAAUGGCAUAUUUGAAAGCUGCUAAUAUUUUUUUUUGGAUAUUCAACAAAUAAUUAUAUAAUUGAAUUUUUGAUAAUUUUUAAAUAUAAUCCUUUUUAGUAAUGGAAAUUUUGGCAUUUUCAUUUUUUUUUUGACAAAAUAAAAGAUUUAGCUAAUUUUGUGUAUUUUUUUAAAACCAACAUGUUUUUUAUAUAUAAUGCAUUUUCUUGUUAUUGUGUUACAAAUAACUAUUUAUAUUAUUUGGUAUAUAAAACUAAGAGUAAAUUUGUCUGUAAUUUAGAAAUUAUUUUUCAGUGUCACUGCUGGUUAGAUAUUUAAUUUGCCCAUUUUGUAGUACCAUGUACUUGAAUAUAUAAAAAAGAAAAACUAUGUGAUAUGUUUUGUAUACUUUUGGUACAGAUAAAGAAAACCUGCCUUUUGCACAGUAGGAAUCGUAUUGUGUUCUAAAUCUUCAAACCUGUUUAUUAAAUAGUGAACAUAUGAAUUUCUGCUGUACUUUUUAAGGCAGUUUAUCAUGUCUUAAUUAUAUUUAGUAUUCCAUUAAGUUUUCUUAUAAACUAUUCCAUUUUGUAACAUGAAGAAUUACAAACUAAAUUUGGUGUACUUAGCAAGAUUUUCUUGUAUUAUGGGAAAUAUACAAGCUUUGUAUCAAUAAAAUAUUUUAUUGCUGAAUAUG